AGUUCUGUUUGUUCUCAGUUGAUUUAAUUAUGUAUUAAGCCUGUCUUGCAUUGAGUCUCCAUUCAAAUAUAUUAGUCCAUGAGAAGAUAGAUUCUUCAGUUUGUUCUCAUCAUUAUUCCAUCAUCUGAAACAUAGUAAUGGGCUAAUGGCUCAGACUAAGGUCAGCCGGAGGGGAUGCUUUUUCAAGAUAAAUUUUGUCAUUAAGCUAAGUGCAAGUUUCGCGAAUAUUUCUCAAAGUGAAUUGUGUCGCACUAAUCGGUCGUAUUGAUUUAGUUCUGAAGAAGUUAGCACAAUUUUACAUGCUUAGCACGGCUAAGUGUUUGAAUUAUAGUCACUAAUUUGGUUAUGUAUGUGAUCACCCAGAUUAUCUAUGAGAAAAGAGAAAAACUGCAGACUGCAGAGAUUUUGGCUAAUUCAUUUCUUUCUCCAAGUUACACUACUUGGGCCCCAAAAGAAGCCCAAUCUUUUGGUCAUGUCCAGCCCAACCACGUUGUUAUUAAGUUGAAGGUUAUGAAUAAUCACUCAGAUCAACUUCUUUCCUUUCGGCUUUCUCUUGCGGGAAGUCCGUUUUCCAUCGCUUCAUCUGUCUUGUGUCUUCCAUUCCAGUCUCCCUCUCGGACCGCCGUGUUCACGACUACCGGAGAAAACCCAGAUUCGAUUUUGGAGUUUCGAACAUCUUCAAUCUUCGUUUACUUUUCUUCGCAAUCGUCUCCAGCAUAGCCGCCUCCUGAGAUAGUUUCGCAUUCGUCCCUGCCAAUUGGGUUCGUUCGCCUUCCUGCUUCAAGGUAUGCUAAGAUUUCGUAGCUUCUCGCCGCUUCUUCUUUCGAUUUUGAUAUCUUCGCGGUCGUUUCCCGCGGAUAGGUCAGAACUUUUCUCGGUAGUUUUAUGUAGUUCUGCAGUUUAUUGUUGCUAUUAGGAAUUAGCAAAGUAAAACCUAGAAAUUUAGCUCGCCUUUGGUGGUCCUCUUCUUGUUCUUAUGAUUGACCUGCGAUGAUAAGCUGGUAAUAGGGGGUUCUUAGUUCACUUCGUUGUUUUUGGCUUGGGGUAUGCGGAUGGUGGAAAUUGCCUCAGCUCCAGUUGGUCAGUUAGGUAGAUUAUUAUGAACUGUUCAUAUGAUGAGUGAUUUCAGUUGGGAACUUGGUUCAUUAUUUGGUAUCAGAAAUUUUCUAGUGUUAUGAGCUUCAUCGCGUAUGUAGUUAAGGAUGCCUGCUGAUUGUCUGAGUUGUUUCUCCAUUUUGAGAAGUUGAUACUUGAUAGUUGGAACGUUUUGCAAUGAAAUUGAAUCAAGAGACUGUCGAUUGAGUAAGCCGUCAUCCCACUUAUGUUUCCAUAGCCCAUAGGUGUAGCAUAGAUGAUGUAGGAGUCAUCAGUUUGGUUGCUUAUGUUCCCUGUUCAUACGGGAAAAAACAUGUACUUUUGAGAUGUGAAAUAAUUUUAGUACAUAGUUGAUUGGUCUGUAUUUUCUCUGUUCUUUAGUGUUGAGUAAAUGGAAUGGUUAAUGCUACCCUUUCUUAUGCAGAACGCAGAGAUGCCAAAGGUGAAGACAAAUCGAGUCAAGUACCCAGAGGGCUGGGAAUUGAUCGAGCCUACUCUUCGCGAGUUGCAGGCGAAGAUGAGAGAAGCUGAGAACGAGUCACAUGAUGGCAAGAGGAAAUGUGAGGCACUGUGGCCUAUUUUCAAAAUAGCGCAUCAAAAGAGCCGAUAUAUUUUCGACCUUUAUCAUCGGAGGAAGGAAAUAUCCAAGGAAUUGUAUGAGUUCUGUAUGGAUCAGGGUUAUGCAGACCGUAAUCUCAUUGCAAAGUGGAAGAAGCCUGGUUAUGAGCGCUUGUGCUGCCUGAGAUGCAUGCAACCAAGGGAUCAUAACUUUGCCACUACAUGUGUUUGUCGAGUUCCCAAGAACCUGCGGGAGGAAGAGGUCAUAGAAUGCGUCCAUUGCGGCUGCAGGGGAUGUGCAAGUGGAGAUUGAUGAAGGCUUCUUACUGUUAGACGCUGGAAGGUACUGGCCUGCCCCAGUUAGUCGUCCAGAAACGAUACAAGCUUGUCUAGCAGAAGCUGAUUGUUGUAAACUAACAGAAUUCCUUGAAUUAGAACUUGUUUCUUCUUCAGUACGUAUGUGAACGAUCAGAUUGCAGGCUGCAAGCUGCAGAGUGUAGAACUUUUUUAUUCUCUCUUUUCCCCCCUCCGUGUUUGCUUUUCCAAGAGAAGAUACUUGGACUGUGUCCUGGAUUUGGUUUGAAGAGUGGCUUAUUUUGGGCUUUCAGGCCAUGACUUUUGGGCUUCCAGUUUUCUCUGUUGACUUCCAUGGAUCCAGAUUUCGUCAACUGUGUAUGUAGGGAAGUAGUAGCUAUAGCUGUUUUGGUUUUGAUAUAGCCAGCAAUGGCAUAGUGUAUAUAGUGUAAUAGUUUUUUCGACAGAACUUGAUCAUGGUUAGAUCAAGUUGGAGGAUAACACAAACAAUUACCGAAAAAACUAUCGACACUAUCAUACACAAAUUAUGACAAGUUUUUGUAUGGGUUUCCGACUGCUAUGUUCGAAGUAAUGCGGCGUUCAUGAUUGGAACGAGAAAUUGAAUAUUCUUGACUGAUUAAUGCAAUAUAGAUACUAGUACAUAAUGCAAUAUAGAUUUGCAGCUUAUUUGACCAGCAUUUGAGCAUCAAUUCAUAUAAUUGUAAUUGUCUUAAAAUGAGUCAAUUUGAUGUUUCUCCUACAAAAUUGUUUCGAUCAAAUUUUAUACUGUCAAAUGGAUCAGUAUGAAACAAUUGUAUCGAAACUAAAGGAGUAUAUUAAGU
This is a messenger RNA of Linum trigynum, 2789 nucleotides long. NCBI's taxonomy places the organism in Eukaryota, Viridiplantae, Streptophyta, Magnoliopsida, Malpighiales, Linaceae. The record is from the annotation of a GenBank genome assembly.